This is a messenger RNA of Echinops telfairi (small Madagascar hedgehog), 2220 nucleotides long. It is a transcript of the gene SYNGR3, whose product is annotated as synaptogyrin 3. Gene Ontology annotation, molecular function: thiol oxidase activity. Gene Ontology annotation, cellular component: neuromuscular junction; synaptic vesicle membrane. The record is from RefSeq and is a predicted model, not a curated record. Bases 1 to 1143 code for a protein of 380 amino acids. NCBI's taxonomy places the organism in Eukaryota, Metazoa, Chordata, Mammalia, Afrosoricida, Tenrecidae. The transcript is spliced from 9 exons.
AUGUGGCCCGCCCCGCCGAGGGCACCUGCACGGAACGGGGCCGCGGGCUCGCAGGACAGUCGGGCCGCAGUGAUGGGGCCGCCGCGAGCGCCCACCCGGACUUCACCGGCCGAGCCCAGCGCGCGGCGGCGACCCUGCCGGGCCUGCGUGGAUUUCAAGACGUGGAUGCGGACGCAGCAGAAGCGAGAGAGCAAGUUUAGGGAGGAUUGCCCUCAGGAUCGAGAGGAGCUGGGGCGCCACAGCUGGGGUGUCCUGCACACCCUGGCCGCCUACUAUCCCGACGUGCCCACCCCCGAGCAGCAGCAGGACAUGGCCCAGUUCAUCCAUUUAUUCGCUAAGUUUUACCCGUGCGAGGAGUGUGCUGAAGAUAUAAGGAAGAGGAUAUGCCAGAACCACCCGAACGCCGGUGGCAGUGGGAGACGUGGAGGGGGCUACGGACGCCGAGAGGGACCUAACAGAGCCUCCCCCACCCACCCCGCGCUUGCACCCGCACACACACAUUCUGAGAUCCAUCAGGUGGAGCCGGCCCUCCCCAGGCCUCUAGGUGCAGCUGUGUUCUCCAUCGCGGUCUUCGGGCCCAUCGUCAACGAGGGCUACGUGAACACCGACAGUGGCCCCGAGCUGCGCUGCGUCUUCAACGGGAACGCGGGCGCCUGCCGCUUCGGCGUUGCGCUCGGCCUAGGCGCCUUCCUGGCCUGCGCCGCCUUCCUGCUGCUCGACGUGCGCUUCCAGCAGAUCAGCAGCGUCCGCGACCGCCGCCGCGCAGUGCUGCUCGACCUGGGUUUCUCAGGGCUCUGGUCUUUCUUGUGGUUCGUGGGCUUCUGCUUCCUCACCAACCAGUGGCAGCGCACGGCGCCCGGGCCAGGCACAGCGCAGGCGGGGGACGCAGCCCGGGCCGCUAUCACCUUCAGCUUCUUCUCCAUCUUCAGCUGGGUGGCACUCACUGUGAAGGCCCUGCAGCGGUUCCGCCUGGGCACCGACAUGUCCCUCUUUGCCACCGAGCAGCUGGGCGCCGGGGCGGGCCAGGCCUACCCAGGCUAUCCGGUGGGCAGUGGUGUGGAGGGAACCGAGACCUACCAGAGCCCACCCUUCACCGAGACCCUGGACACCAGCCCCAAAGGGUACCAGGUACCUGCCUACUAGGGGCAAAGGCUGCCCACCAACGCAGGCCCAGCACCAGGGACCCAGGGCGGCCAGUGUGGGCCCACCUCGGCCAGGAGGAGGUGCCUUCAAAAGUCCUUGGACGGAAGGCCCUAAGGAGGUCACAGGCCCUGGUGUAUAGCCUGCAGCCUCAAAGGGGCCAGAUUGGGCCACUCCCCUCCUGGGCCGGCCAGCCUGGGGCCAGGAGGCCAGCUGUCCUCCAUAGAAGGUGCAGGAGCCACUGGCAUUAGGGGCAAGGAUACAGCCCCAAACGCUGGUCAUGGUCUCCUUGCUCCGGUAGUAGUGGUGUGUUGUGCAGGGCGGCGUGUCCUGUCCAGGGCCCCGUCCCCUUAGUUGUCCAGGCUCUCUAGAGCAGCCUCCUGCCCUGUCAGUGUUGUACUGUGACCCAGUCUUCAGGUUCUUCCCUUAGUUCCCCACAAGCUACCCCAUCAUCUGUGGUCUGUGCCCCAACCCCCAUCUGCCUUGGUCCAGGCCCCUGCUGGGGUCUGGGCAGUUCUGACGACGCACAAGACACCAAACAGAUGGCCUGUCCCAGUCCAAGGGAGGCUCAGGACCUAUGGGUGCCUGGUAAGACCAGCCUCACCCAUAAGAGAGGCCUAAAGGUUCCAUCCACUCACUGUGCCCGUAGAGACAGCUGUCCCAUGCAAAACCACUUUCCCUCGGCUUCCUGGACUGUGUCUCCUCCCACCCCCGCUCUGCACCCCAGUUCUGUGAGCCCAAGACUCUGUGAGUCCCCAUGUGUAGCUGACUACUCAUGCAUUGUUUGAAGCUAGCUUUUCCUUCAUGUUGAUACCAAACCCGGUUGCCACCCUCCACCCCUGCAGAGAGAACGCCUCCUUCCAGGGCUGGCUGCCGAUAAUGCGACAGACCUAUACAUUAUAGUUUAGACCAGUCAUGCGUGGUUGUCUUCAGUAAACAUGUUUACAACUUUUGUAUAUAUUAGAACUUCUUCCUACUACUUCUGAAAGAACAAUCCGUGAUUGUGUAUUUUCAGUGUCCUGUAUCCUACCCACUCACUGCACCUUCUUUACAAUAAAGACUGGAAAUGAGUUUACCGUG